AUGCUAUCACGCUUUUUAUAUAACAGUUCAAUUAUCAAUUCAUUAAUGCAUGAUCCAACAUCAGUGUCAGCAUUUCUUGAUCCGACAACGUGUCGAUAUGUGAUAGAUGGUGACCGAAAAGAAGCUGAAGCUAUUUUACUCAACGAACGUUCAAUUGUUUAUUCAAAAUUAAAUUUACAAACAACAUCAUCAUCGUCUUCUCAAUUAAUAGAUACAACAUCAACCAUCAAGCAAGAAAAAGACGAUUCAUCUAAUGCACUAUACAAUUUAUACAAAUCAUGUGACUUAUCCUGUAAUGGAAUGUCGAAUAAUUCACGCAAAUGGACUGUAAAAGAAGAGAUUUGUUAUUACUUAUCAACAGUCAGCGAAAAUCAAACUUUUUCUCAAUAUUGGAACAACAACAAAACUCGUUUACCAAUACUUUCAUCAAUAGUACGUCGUUACAAUAUCAUCUCUGCAACUUCCAUAUCAAGUGAAAGUGCUUUUAGCAUUUCAGGUUUCAUUCAAGGAAAGCAUCGAGCUUCUUUAGCACCAGAGAUGUUAAGAUAUUCUAUGAUACUACGUAAUUAG
Messenger RNA from Rotaria sp. Silwood2, 570 nucleotides. NCBI's taxonomy places the organism in Eukaryota, Metazoa, Rotifera, Eurotatoria, Philodinida, Philodinidae. The record is from the annotation of a GenBank genome assembly.